AUGUCCCACCACCUCGGCCGCGUCGUCAGCGACCUCAGCCACAGCAACUCCCGCGGAGCGAGGGGCCGGGGCCUCCGCCACCAGAGCACGGCGACGAGCAACACCGACGGCGGCGGCAACGGCGGCAAGGCCAAGCAGAAGCUCGCGCUCCUCUUCUCCGGCGUCGUCGCCUGGACAAGAAGCGAGAGCAGCGCCGCCACCGAAGCGGGCAGCGGCAGGGCGAAGAACAGGAAGCAGGAAACCACCAGGGCCGGAACAGGCGCCAGGCGUCGAGGCCUCGACAUAGUGGUGGCGGUGCGGAAGUACGUGUCCAUGGUGGAGCAGCUCUUCGCGUCCUACUCCGGCGGUAGCAGCAGCAGCAGCAGCCGGGACGGGGACGGGCGGGACGUGCGGCGGCGGAGAGUGCACACGUUUACCUACGGCCGCGGCGGCGGUAGCACCGCGUCGUCCAAGCGGCACAAGGGGAGGCUGUCGUCGGCGCCCGCGUCGCUGCGGGGGUCGCCCGCCAACAGCGGGCACCUCUCUGUGGGGGACUCGGUGACGAAGACGUCGACGCCGUCGGAGGUGAGCACGAUGGAGGAGCUGCGCAGCGCCAUCCAGGCCGCCAUCGCGCACUGCAAGAACUCUGGCGUCGCCACCUCGCAGAGCGCCGCCGGCGGCGGUGGCGACAAGCAGCAGCAGGAGGAGCGUAAAUGUUGA
Molecule: messenger RNA, 699 nt
Organism: Setaria italica (foxtail millet)
Lineage: Eukaryota; Viridiplantae; Streptophyta; Magnoliopsida; Poales; Poaceae
Product: probable BRI1 kinase inhibitor 1
Exons: 1
Coding region: 1-699 (232 amino acids)
Cellular component (GO): plasma membrane
Molecular function (GO): kinase inhibitor activity
Source: RefSeq, a predicted model, not a curated record